Messenger RNA from Durusdinium trenchii, 291 nucleotides. Lineage: Eukaryota; Dinophyceae; Suessiales; Symbiodiniaceae. The record is from the annotation of a GenBank genome assembly.
AUGGGUGCCGAGAUCACCUGGGCAGCCCUGGCGCUGGGGCUGGCGAUGCUCCCCUUGGAGCUCCAGGAGUUGUUGAAGACCGUGGAGCUCGAAGUUUGUGUGUUCCAGAGCCGGGAAGUCACUGUCUACCAGAGCGCCUUGGAUUCCAAAGUGGCCCCAGGGCCUUUGAAGCUCGCCCAACGAGGCCAAAUUGCCUCGCGGGGGCCUCCAACAGGGCCUGGAGGCUUUGAUUGGGCCUGGACACCCAGAACGGCACACAGGAUCGCCUGGAGCGCCUGGCGGCCUUCAUGA